CCCCCCCCCCCCCCCCCCCCCCCCCCCCCCCCCUUACGAAGUGCUGUGAACCACUCUCCAGGGGGGCGUAUCACGAAAAAACUUAAGUCAGGCUUAAAUGUAUAAAAUUAGCACGUAAGUGCACAUAACGAAGACUUAAGUCCAAAUUUGACUUAGGUCACACUUAAGUUUUUUUGUGAUACGGCCCCCAGGACUUGAAAUGUCAAGUUCAAGUUUUAUUGUAUUACAAAAAAGCUUAAGUCAAAGGGUGACUUAAGUCAUGGAAAAUGUACCCUUAAAGUUAUGACCUAAAACUUAAGUCAUUGACGCAUUUUUCGAAUAGCUCAGGCAUUUACCGAUACGAUUUGACGAAAACGACAUUUUAAGGAUUAGAGAAUAAAUAUUUCGUUAUUUUGCGGGUUUUUGUCCCAAGUUUGUCACUGUUGUCAAUGACUUUUAAAAAGUAAACAAAUCGCCAACUUAAGUCUUUUCAUGAUACGGUUUAAGUCCCCGGACUUAAGUCGGUCUUAAACUUAGACUUACGUUUUUCGUGAUACGAUCCCCUGGUUUUGAAAUAUUUUUCAAGCAUAUGAUUAAAGAGAAUAAAAGAAAAAACUGAACAGAGUGAACAUAAAUUUAAAACAGUAACGAUAGUAUUUAAGUUAAAUGGUACUUAUCAAUUUUGUGCCUAUGUACUCUUUUUGUAUCCAGUUUCUAGUUCAGAAACUUUUUAUUAUCCAAGAUACUAGGUCAGAUUUUUUCUUCCAGGUAAACGAUAUACUUUUUCUUUGAAAAAAAGUCCCACCCAUUUUCUAACGUUUAUGUAAUGUGUUAAAAAGACCGCAAUUUUCCGAGUAACUGUUAGACAAUUUUAGUAUUCGUUAUUAUCAGAAACAUCAUUUGUCUUAUGGAGUUAUUUAACAUUAUAUUGUUUGUUUAGUAAUAAAUUAUAAUAAUUUAUAAAUAUUGCAAAUGAAUCCGAGAAAAUAUAAUAUUGUCAAAACCCACUUCAAUUCUGACUCACUGGGGAAUAACCGUCAAUGAUAAAUGAAGAUUUAUUUCAGUUUUAGAUAGUGUUGUCCUACCUUUUUCUGUCUUUUCGUUCUUCUCAUUCAACGGGUUAACUUUCAGUACAACAUUUAUUGUAGUACCGACUCUAUCGACAUUUCUUUCUUUUUGUAAUAUACAUAUAGAUACAAAUAUGAUACAGCAAACAAUUAAUAUACUGUAUAAUCAACAUUGUUCUACUCUUUGUCGUUUUGAAGCGCGCAGAGAAGAAUGGCGUUCCAACUCAAAGAUGAACUGUAUUUAACAUCCAGAAAAAAUGAAUCAUCUGAAAAAGAUGAAAGGAGAGUUAAACGUUCGCUACUUCGAAAAUUAGAUUUAACUCUAUUACCUUUAUUAUGGUAACCUAUAAAUAGUUUUAAAGCAUUCUUUUUCAAAUAGUUCAUUAGUGUUUUCCUCUAUAUCUAGCGUCAUUUAUCUACUAUCAUACCUUGAUCGAUCGAAUAUAGCUAAUGCUAAACUUGGUGGUUUAUCAGAAGAUGCUCGUUUAAAAGCAAACAAUAUCAGUGGUAAAUCAAAUGAGUAGGCUAGUGAUGUAAAGACCUUUUCUAACCAUAUUUCUAGGAGUCUAGCGAUAUUUUUCAUUGGCUAUGUUCUUUAUGAAGCAUCAAGAUGGAUUACAAUGAUUAUGUUUGUGUGGGGUUCGUACUUUACAUUUUAUUUUUUCUAGUUUGGAUUACAAAAAUCAAUUUUUUAUAUAGGUAUUGUUGCAGUUUGUAUGGCAGCAAUACAAAAUUUUAUUGAAUUAUUCAUUUGUCGAUGUUUACUUGGCAUUUCUGAAACUGGAUUAUUUCCUGGAAUUGUUUAUUAUAUACCAUUAUGGUAUAUAAGCAUUGAAGGGGCACCCACGGUUCUUCUUGCUGAUUGUUGUUGCUUUUUCCUCCCAGAUUCGCCCGAACAUUGUCAUUUCUUGAACGAAGAACAACGAUCAUUUGAAAUAAAUCGUUUAGCAAAAGACGCUGGUGUAGCAAAUGAUCAUUCUUUUUCUUGGUUACAGGUUCUUUCUGUGUUUAAAGAUUGGAAGACAUAUGCAUAUAUGGUUAUUUAUAUCGGUGGAACAAUCUCAUUACAAGGUGUUACCUUAUUUUUACCAACUAUUAUUUCUGGGAUGGGUCAAUGGAACAAUGUAAAAGCUCAGUUACUGACUGUACCUUCCUACGUUUCUGCAUUUUUUGGCACAAUUAUUCUCUCAUUCAGUUCUGAUCAGUAUGUGUCGAUCUAUUGGAAUUGGUAUUAUCUAUAUUUAUAUUUAUCUUUUUCGUUUCGUUGA
Molecule: messenger RNA, 2314 nt
Organism: Didymodactylos carnosus
Lineage: Eukaryota; Metazoa; Rotifera; Eurotatoria; Philodinida; Philodinidae
Source: the annotation of a GenBank genome assembly